Xenopus tropicalis (tropical clawed frog) is the source of this 2962-nucleotide messenger RNA. It is a transcript of the gene r3hdm4, whose product is annotated as R3H domain containing 4. NCBI's taxonomy places the organism in Eukaryota, Metazoa, Chordata, Amphibia, Anura, Pipidae. The record is from RefSeq and is marked validated.
AAAGUCAUAAACAACAUGACGUGAUCGUCCAGCUGACGCGCCCAUCUGGCGUCAUUUCCGCCAAGCGAAGCCUUCUGAGGCGAAGUCUUACCGAAUCCUCGGAAUGGUGAACAACCGAAUCACGGAGGAAGGGCAAGGUGAAGCCUACCGACUCAUAGAGGAUGAUCUUCCUGCUCUGCCACACUCUCCUUCCAAAAAGACCUCUCCUGCCAAGCGAAAACAGUAUUACAUCAACCGUGCCAUCCGUAACUCUGAUCUGACGCCUCGGGCCAAGGGACGCAAGAGUCUGCAACGUCUUGAGAAUAAUCGGUAUCUGAUGACUCUGCUGGAGAGGGAGGAAUAUACCAGUGAGGAAGUGGAAAACUGCUCUUGUGCAUCUCCCAGUAUAUUCUCAGAGGCCUGUAACAAUGAGACAUAUGUGGAGAUAUGGAAUGACUUCAUGAACCGCUCUGGAGAGGAACAAGAGAGGGUAAUUCUUUAUCUGGAGCAAAAGGUGAGAAGACCCAGAGAAAGGAAUGGCAAGAACAAAGACAAUAAUACAGAAUACCCCACAUACACCCCUGAGGAAUGUUAUCAGCGAAUCAGCCGCAGUCUACGUGGCACUUUACGAAAGCGCCAGAUCCCCAUGGGAACUUUGGAGUGCUUGGAAGAGGAAAUGCUCUCCUUCUUCUCUGUCAGCCCAGAAUCUGUUUACAUUGCCAUGAUGGAAAACAGCUACCAGCGCCUCCUGCUGCAUGCUGUUUGCCAGUACAUGGAUUUGGUCUCUGCCAGUUCUGAUUUCAAAGGCAAACGUCAGAUGCGUGUGAUAAACAGACACCGGGAGUUUUGUCCCCCAGAGCUACUUCUCUCCUCCUACCUCCAGAUGAGAUGUUGACCAUUUCUUGAACAUCCAUUGCUGACCAUUACUCAGCAGCUUGUUGUUGUUGCAUUGCUAGGGGCCCUGUCCAUAAAUGCUUUGCACACUGUUAUUGCUCAUCAUGGCAGCACUGCACCUUAAGGCAGUGAAAGGACCACUGGUAGACCAGCCUCUAACAUGUGCAAUGGAAGAGGCAUGUUGGUCACUGUGCCAAAUUCUGUAUCCUUGCCAAAAGCCAAAAUACUUUUCUGCAUCUUCAAAUCAGUGUGCAAAGUCAUGAAAGGACAGAGCACAAGACCAUGUGUAUGAUUGUAAAUAUGUAAAUGUAAUGAAUGUCAAAGCAACAUGAUCAGUCAAAUAAAAUUGAAAGGGCUAAAUCUUUCCACAGUGGUGUCACUAAAGGAAAUAAGUGAGCCAGUGUAUUCCUUCUCCUGAAAUUUAGUUUACUGGGUAGUACAUUUUACAGGGACGCUGGCACUUUAUUUUUUUUUCUCCUUAUGUGCCUGCAGAACCUUUGCAGAAGGCCAGCUGUACAUGUUUACAUAGUGGUCAAAGCACAGUGCAAAUACAUAUCGGACACUGACAGGUACUAUAGUAUUAACACUAUUUAUUUUACCAUUACUAACAGCUAACCAAAGUAAGUUUACAAGGGACAUACUAGACCAGUAUUUAAUGUCUGAGUGCCUAUGUCUGCCUAUAAGUCCUGCAUCAACUGUGCUAUUACAAAAUUUGUUGUUCAAAAGAGAUUUGCAGAUUGUCCUAGACACAUAAAUGUAAAAAUAUUUUAAAUGAUUUUAGUAUAAUGUCACACAUAUCAGUGAUGCACUCCCUUCUGGGCCAACUUUGAUGUGCACUGACAUGCUCAUGGGGGAUUUUGGUUCAAGAAUGCAAAAGUAUGCACUUUCUUGUGAAAGCCACCCUGUGUGUGCAGACUAUCAGAUGCACUGGCUAUCAUUGCACAUAGAUGUAGGUGCAGAAGGGAGCAUAUUGGCAUUUUUUCCCCUGAUGGAGCAAAUGCCUAGUGUGACAUAGCCCCUAGAGUGUACUAAUUAAAAAGCACUAAAUAUAAAGUAAGACUUUAUAGAAAGAAAUAAAACUGCUUAUACCACUGUGGAAUUCUUAAAAUUACUGCCCAAAACAGUUGCAAGAAUAUCAGUGUAUCACCACAAUAAAACUACUUAGCACUUGAAACUGUGUCAGGUUGUGUUAGUUGCAGAAAUAAACUCCCAGAUUAUGUAUUCUUAUUUUUAGCAAGAAUUAUAUCCCGUAAAAAUUAAGCUCUUUUCCAAGCACAAGUAAUUAAUUACAAAGCUAUUAAAAUACAAGGUAUUGUUGCCCUGUACUUGUAAAAGCUGCGCAUUUGCUUCAUAAACCCUACUAUAGUUUAUAUAAACAAAGCUGCUGUGUAGCCAAGGGGACAGCCAUUCAAAAUAAAUUGUGUUAUAUUGUACAGGUUACAAAGCAGAAAAGCUCUGUAAAACAACACUGUAUUCUAUAGAGCUGCUAUGUAAUCUGUGACUACUUUUUUGCAGCUUGAAUAGCUGCCCCCAUUACUACACAGCAGCUUUAUUUAUAUAAACUAUAGUAGUAUUAGGGCAAAGACACGCAGCGAUUAGUCAGCGUGACUUUUUAAAAAGUUGUGGCGAUUAGUCGCAGCAACUGAUAGGAAAAGUUGAGAUUUGUUGCAGCGACUGACUUUUUUAAGAGACGCAGCAACUAAUUUCCCCAUGUGCCUUCGCCCUUACUGAAGCACAGAGCUUUUACCAGCACAGGCCAACAGUGCUGCUGCUCCUACCAGCUACAGCCAAAAAUUGAUAUAUUGGUCAACACAGCAUGUUUUUACAACCUGAUAUAUAGAGAUUAAUUUUCUUCCUGUAUAAUCAAUGUGUUCUGGCAGGCAGUAGGGAGCUAUAGAGGCCCCUGUUGUGCUCUGUCAGGUCCGUUUUAAUUCAUCUCUGUCACCCAGCUUCAUUGUGAAGUUUAGAAAAUUAUCAUGUUGCUCGGCUAACUGGUGCUAAUUAGCUAUUAUUUAUCAGUCUUCUACAUGUAGAGCUUUGUGGUGUAAUUCUAUAUUUUCUGGUGUAAUAAAUGAUAUCUGAAGUUUAA